Molecule: messenger RNA, 887 nt
Organism: Pundamilia nyererei
Lineage: Eukaryota; Metazoa; Chordata; Actinopteri; Cichliformes; Cichlidae
Product: ATP-binding cassette sub-family A member 3-like
Exons: 3
Coding region: 369-695 (108 amino acids)
Source: RefSeq, a predicted model, not a curated record
CCCUAUGUGGUCACGUGAUAUCUUUUGUUGACGUUUCUCGCUGUAUUUUACAUGCAAUAUAUCCAUGGGCUUAUCCAGAAGCUGGUGCAAUGUCAUCGCCUCGCUAGCAAGCAGCAAACUCCGGAGGGUAUAAACCUGCACUGGGCUGCCGGCGAAUAGCUUCACUAAUGCUACCGAGUAUCGACAGCACUGGCGAAGCAAAGAGAGCCGAAGAGAUGCUUUUGUUGUCGGUUUAAGACGAUACGGAGGGACUGUUUUCACCUCGACAGGAAGAGGGACACCGCAGUUCGUGGAGUUGUUGUGCAGAAACCUUUCUUUUUGAGCUCCGACAGAAGGCAGCUUGAACUGUGUCCUAUGUACCCUUCAAAAUGGCCAUUUUCCAACAAUUUGGACUACUGCUGUGGAAAAAUUAUCUUCAGCAGAAACGACAAAUCCUUGUAACUCUGGUGGAGAUCCUUCUUCCCCUGCUCUUCUCCUGCAUCCUCAUUGUAUUGCGCCAGAAGGUGUCUUUCAAGGAUUACCCAAAUGCUACAAUCUAUGAGAGCUACUCAGUAGAAACACUACCAAGAGAUUGGAAAAACUUACAGCUGACAUAUGUGCCCGGCAACUCCAGCGUGGUGCGUCAGGUGGCAGAGGAUGUGCAAAGAAGCUUGUUCCUAUCCUCAGGUGGGGAACGAAUGUCGUAUAACAUGUAAAGAUUUGUUUAAGAAGGAAUUUUAAUCCAAAUGUAGAUCUGUGAAAAGUAGGUCAGAAAAUAUAUUCCAUCUGCAGUUGAUCAGUCAACAGCCAAGAUUUGAUUGGCACCAAAGAUGAUCAAAGGCAUUUUUUUGUAAAAAUACAUCUAGAUUUGAAUCAGAAGGUAUUCACGUGUCCGUCUUUGUGUUUAG